AUGAUUUACGGUCUGUUAGAAAAGAAGGGGCGCAACUGCAGCCUAAUCAAGGCAACUCACAGUCAGAGUCACAAUCACAGUCACAGGGUGAACAUGAUGGAUCUGUUAGAAAAGAAGGGGUGCAACUGCAACCUGAUCAAGAUAACUCACAGUUACAGUUAUAAUCACAGUCACAUUCACAGCUGCAAGGCACAAAGUAGCAAGAAGCUUUUUGGAUGACAUUCUUUUUAAUCUCAUUCUCAAGUGUUUGUUGUUGAGGCUAUAUGUUAUAUGUUAUAUGUUAUUAUGUAUUGCUUGUAGAGUAUGUACAAUAUAUGUUAGGCUUUUGAUUAUUUUUUAUGUUAAGUUAAAAAGGCUUAGAUAUUUUAAACGAAUAUUCAC
Messenger RNA from Lactuca virosa, 381 nucleotides. Lineage: Eukaryota; Viridiplantae; Streptophyta; Magnoliopsida; Asterales; Asteraceae. The record is from the annotation of a GenBank genome assembly.